AGACCUUAUAUAUCUUCUACCCCAAGUGCUAGCUUAACCAAAAAGCUCACACUUCCCCACUUUUCAUUAUCUCAAUACUACGAGAUGAUAGACCUCAAAUACAUAUGGGUGCUAGUUUCAAUCAAUAGAUACAUUCUUGACACAAUACAAGAUGAAAAAACAAGAAAAACUCUAAAAAUGAGAUGUAUCUCAAACAUAAAGAUUCAAAGUCAAGAAUUCUUUGAAUUUUCUGACCAAUCAGUCUUAUCAAAUCUCUAUUAUGGCAUUGAUAGCAUUGAAACUGCAAUAAAAUCAACACAUCAAGAAGAAAGAUCUUUCAACUUAAACAAUUCAGAACAAAUGCUUCAAGUUCCAGCAAUGCUUGAUGAAGAUGAAUUCACAGCUACAAUUCCAAAUUAUUAUUUGGUUUGUUAUUCUUAUUUUUAUCUUUCAAUGGUUAGAAAACUUCAAGGUGAUGAAUGGCAAGCUGCACUUCAUUUUCUUCAAGCUGUUUUGGUUUCUCCAAUGCUUGUUUGGAAUGAAUUUGCACCUCAACUUUGUGAAAGUCUUUUUAAGAAACAUGGAAAUAGAAGUUUGGAGUUUGUUUCUUCAUCGAAUUCCGAGGAAGAAAUCGAUGAAGUGUUUGUUAGGGAGAAAGCAAGGAGAUAUAAGGAGUGUUUGGUGUAUUAUCAAGUUAUGCUUUAUGGAGAAAUUCCAUGGUGGAGCAGUUAUUGCAGCAAAAAUUCAGCAAGUUAUAUGAAUACUAGCUGUCUAUCUUCUGCUUCAGUUCAACAUGAACAAAGAUUGAAAAAUUGCAAUACAUAUGAAAAGCUUCACCUAAUGGAUACUCAAGAUGUGAUGGAAGAAAAGUUGGAUUUAAAAAACAUAAUUAAUCUUGAUUCUAGCAGAUUCACAAUGUCCAUUGAAGAUUUUGCUUUAUCUAUCUCGAAACGGAUAGAGAAAACAAGUAUCGAUUUAAAUUGCCGCGUUGAGGAUUUAUUAAUCGAAGAAGCAUUGCAGCCAUUAGAAUUCCAUCUUUUUGAUCAUGCAAGUAGCAAACAUAGACUCAGUCUGAAAUAUCAUGAAGAAAGUUCUAAGAUGAAAUUGCAAACAUCAUUAGGAAAAUGUGGUGAAGAAUAUAUUGUUAACACUGCAUCGAUUUUCGAGAGUUUGAUUGGUUCAUCUGGCGCAAAUUAUGGUUCCUUAAAGGAUGUGAUUUUGGAUGAAUUGCUAAUAGUAAUCUCAACUUCUAAAGAGGAAAAGGAACUAAGAGCAUCGGUAUUGAUUCUUACAACAAUCAUUUCAAGGAACAAAUCAAUUAUCGACGAUGUGAAGAGGAAAGGUUUAAGGUUAUGUGAUUUAGCAAGUGCUCUAAAACAAAAUGUUCAUGAAGCUGUAAUUCUAAUCUAUCUGAUAAAUCCAUCUCCUAUCGAUAUAAAAUCAUUGGAACUUUUGCCGAUUUUAGUCGACAUUGUAUGCAAUUCAUCACAAAAUUGUUACAAAAGUAAGCAAGAAUCGGUUCUUAUGACACCUCAUGCAGCAUCGUUGAUGAUCAUCGAAGAGCUUGUGACUUCAUUUGACUAUGCUACAAAUAACAUGCAUUUGGAAGUAAUCAGUUCACCUCAUGUUCUCAGUGGAUUUCUAGAAGUUGCUCGAAACGAUAAUCUCGAGGAGUUUUUCUCUUUGACUACUAUUCUUAUAAAGUGUAUGCAGUUUGAUUCACAAUGCAGAAAGUAUGUGUCACAGUUUAGUCCUCUUGCGCCUUUUCUAGACCUUUUACAGGCAAAAGAUAUUCGUGCCAAAUGCAAGGCACUUGAGUUUUUUCAUGAAAUCCUAUGCAUACCAAGAUCAUCGGCUAUUAAUUUGCUGCAGAGGAUAAAGAAAGAAAGCAGAAUGAAUAUUAUGCAAAUACUGAUGCAUUGUGCACAUCAAUUACAGCCUAAUCACCAGAUUUUAGCUGCUAAUAUUAUGAUUCAGUUAGACACAUUGAACCCUAUCGAUAAAAGCUUGUUUAGAGAAGAAGCUGUGCAGAUUCUUGUAAGGGCAUUGACAUCUCAAGAAAGCUCAGAACAGAUAUUAUCUGCAUCCAUUCUAUCAAAUCUUGCUGGUACAUAUGCUUGGACAGGAGAAUCAUAUACAGCUGCAUGGUGUCUGAAAAAGACAGGCAUGAACUCCCCCUAUCACCAAAAUAUGACAAGAAACUUCAACUGGUUGGAUCAGAGUUUAAAGGAUUCAAGCAUAGAUGUAUGGUGCAGCAAAAUUGCAAAAUGUAUCAUAAGUGUUGGAGAUUCAAUCUUCUAUAGUUUGGAGAAAGGACUAAGAAGCAAGAUGAAAAAGGUUUCUAGAGACUGCCUUGUAACCCUUUCAUGGCUUGGAUGUCAAAUAUCAAAAAGCCCGGAAAGCCUCGGUAAUUCUACAUCUGAGAUUAUAUUAAGAGGAAUUGAGCAAUUUUUGCAUCCUGGAAUGGAAUUGGAUGAAAGACUUUUGGCAUGUAUGUGCAUGUUUAAUUAUGCUUCUGGGAAAGGAAAGCAAAAACUAAUGAAUUUCUCGGAAGGAGUAAAAGAAUCAUUAAGACGUCUUUCGAGCAUAAUUUGGAUGGCUGAGGAAUUACAUAGGGUAGCCGAUUUCUUGCUUCCAAACACAUCACGUAUUUCUUGUGUUCACACGCAAAUACUUGAGGUCGGUCGCAACUUUAGCAUACCAGUUCGCUCCCUCAUAUACUACAAGGGACUGUUAUUCAGCGGAUAUUCGGAUGGAUCAAUUAAGGUUUGGGAUAUUAGGGGGCACUCAGCUAGUCUUGUAUGGGACAUUAAUGAGCACAAGAAGUCGGUGACAUGCUUUUCAAUUUAUGAACCAUUAGACGGCCUUUUAAGCGGAUCAACUGAUAAAACCAUAAGGGUGUGGAAAAUGGUUCAAAGAAAUCUUGAACGUCUUGAAGUUAUAGCCAUGAAGGAACCAAUCCAUCAUAUAGGCGCACAUGGCGAGACAAUUUUCGCAAUUACUGAAAGACAAGGAGUAAAGCUUGUUAACAUAUCAAGAGAGAUAAGAGAUAUUUUCAAAGGUAAGCAUGGGAAGUGCAUGACAGUCUCUCAGGGAAAGUUAUAUCUUGGAUGCACAGAUUCAAGCAUACAGGAGUAUUCCGCGACACACAAUAGGGAACUAGAAAUCAAACCACCUACAAAAAGUUGGAGGAAACAAAGCAAGCCUAUCAAUUCAGUUGUAGUCUAUAGAGAUAUGCUCUAUAGUGCAAGUAAGCUUGUUGAAGGAACUACAAUCAAGGAAUGGAAAAGAAGUGGCAAACCCAAAAUUUCACUCCUUAAUGAAAAAGGAGAUAAUGUGGUAGCCAUGGAAGUGGUAGAAGACUUCUUAUACCUAAUCUCUAGCUCUUCAGCAAGCAGCAUUCAGAUCUGGUUGAGAGGAGUACCAAAAAAGAUGGGGAGAAUGUCAGCAGGGAGCAAGAUAACAAGCAUCUAUGCUGCCAAUGAUAUUAUUUUUUGUGGUACUGAGAAAGGACUAAUCAAGGGCUGGAUCCCUCUGUAAGAAGAACUUCAACUCAUUGUGCAAACAUACAUUGACAUGAGUGAUUACUUGAAGCACCGCGGACAAAGACAUGAACACUGGACACAACACUGGCAACUGAAGAUCGGUAAUAAUUUGAAAAAUGAAAGUGAUUUGAAUGUAAUUGCAUGUAUCGGUGUCAUGUUGUUAUAGAAUACCGACACAUAUUAGACACCAAAUACACCAUAUUAAAUUGGAAGUGUCGAUGCUAGCGAUAGUAAAUAUUUGUGAGUUUUCCUUUCGAGUGAAAGUCAUUGUGAAUAGUAGUUGAUUGUAAACUUGUAAUUGUAUUGUAAAAAAAUACCAAUAAGCUAUUCCUACGGACUACGAUUUUGCAAAAUUUUGAGUAAGGUGUAAAUCCUUUUGUUGUAAUUGUAAAAAUAUACAAACAAUGGAUUAGAAGUGGAAAUAAGUAUAUUUGUUCC
This is a messenger RNA of Trifolium pratense (red clover), 3962 nucleotides long. RefSeq names its product putative E3 ubiquitin-protein ligase LIN-1. Gene Ontology annotation, molecular function: protein binding. The coding region runs from base 85 to 3519 and encodes 1144 amino acids. The record is from RefSeq and is a predicted model, not a curated record. The transcript is spliced from 15 exons. Lineage: Eukaryota; Viridiplantae; Streptophyta; Magnoliopsida; Fabales; Fabaceae.